Messenger RNA from Carlito syrichta (Philippine tarsier), 703 nucleotides. RefSeq names its product spermatogenesis associated 3 (gene SPATA3). Bases 114 to 665 code for a protein of 183 amino acids. The record is from RefSeq and is a predicted model, not a curated record. Lineage: Eukaryota; Metazoa; Chordata; Mammalia; Primates; Tarsiidae. The transcript has 3 exons.
AGUUGGAGGCCAGAGCCAGACCCCUAGGGCAGAGGGCAAACGGCUCCUCCAGGAGGGAGCCGGGAGAGUAGGCAGCUCCAUGUAGGUCCACAUUUAGGCUGGGAAGACCCACCAUGAAGAAGGUCAAGAAGAAAAGAUCAGAGACCAGACGCCACCGAGACUCCACCUCACAGCAUUCUAGCUCUGACUCCAACUCACAGCAGCCUAGCCCCGAUGUCACUUCACAGCAGCCCAGCCCUGAAUCCACUUCACAGCAGUCUAGCCUUGAAUCCAGCCCCCAGCCGACUCCAACCCAAGACCUUCCAGCUCCUGAAAUCCGCCACUCCUCUCCAUGCCUGUUAUCUCCAGACGCUAACCCCACGGCAGCCCCUCAAUCCAGGAAGACAGGGCCUCUGACUCACGCGGGCCCACAGUCCUGCAUCUGUGCCACUUGUCCCUGCAGCUCUGCUUGCUGGUGUCGUCUGGGGCUGUACCACAACCGCAUCUUUGAUGUCCUUCUGCCUCAGGACUGGCAGACUGUGCCAGGGAGAGGACUCCCAAACCUCCUCACCUUCUACAGAAGACCUUCAAUUAAACCCUCCAGUCCUCAUGACUCCCGUUCUCCAAGCCCUCGGGACUGUUGUUGUGCUUCUGGGGGCCCUGGGAGCUGCCUACUACACCAUUGAAUCCUUGUGAAUAAGCCCCCAGGCCAACGGCCCGGCAG